Molecule: messenger RNA, 600 nt
Organism: Oryza sativa Japonica Group (Japanese rice)
Lineage: Eukaryota; Viridiplantae; Streptophyta; Magnoliopsida; Poales; Poaceae
Product: ferruginol synthase
Molecular function (GO): heme binding; iron ion binding; monooxygenase activity
Source: RefSeq, a predicted model, not a curated record
AUGGCGGCAUCCCUGGCUUGGUUGCUUGUUGCUAUCGUCCUCGCCUCUCUCUACCUCGCCAUGCACCACCGAGUAGCCGCCGCGCGCCGCCGCCGCCUUCCUCCGGGACCAACGCCUCUUCCGCUCGUCGGCAACCUCCUGUCCGUAUCGCGGAGCGGCCCCCACCGCUCGCUCGCGCGCCUCGCCGAGCGCUACUGCCCGCUCAUGCGCGUCCGGCUCGGCGUCGUCGAUUACGUCGUCGCCUCGUCGCCGGCCGUCGCGGGCGAUAUCCACCACCACAGCCACAACGCGCACCUUGCGUCCCGCCCGCUGUUCGACGUGUGGCGGGGCGCGGAGCACCACCGCAACUCCGUCAUCGUCCUCCCGCUGCACGGCGUGUGGCGCGCGCAGCGGAGGCUCGCUACGGAGGAGGUCAUGUCGCCCAGGAGGCUCGACGCGCUGGCGCCGACGCGGCGGGAGAAGGUUCGGGAGCUGAUGCGCUGCGUCGCCAGGCGAGCGGCGCGCGGCGAGCCCGUCGAGGUCGGGCUCGAGGCGUUCGAGGCAUUCCUGGGCAUCCUGUCGUGCACCGCGUUCUCCGCCGACCUCGUCGACCCGACCUGA